UAAAAUUUGACAUUAUAAGUUUUAUUCCUUACACUACUUACUAUACAUUAAGUUAUACAUAGAUUCUAAGAGAGGGAGCAACAUCGCGACCCCGGAAUGUACCUACCAAGAAUUCUCACCGUCGACAGCCUAGUUUCGGCACAUCUGGGUGUCAACAUGUGGUCUCCGCGGCCGUGGUCGAGUGAGACGCAGUGGUGGCCUCAUCGGAGAGGGCGCUGGCGUUUUCGCUGUCAUUCGGGGCUGUUUAGUGGGGAGGCGCGGGGUACGCACCUGGCUGUACGGUGCUGUAUUGCCUGUUGGUUCGCCAAGUGGCGCUGGGUCCUCGUCGAUGGGCCUCAGCACUGGAUUCCGUCUGUUGGGGCAUUUUCGUGAGCCGAUUCCGUCAGCGUGGGUGGUUUAUCCUGGGCGCUGAGUUGUUGCCGUGGGUAGUUGGGUGGUUUUGUGGGCGUUUUCACAGGCGGUUAGUCGUAGUCCACAGGUUGCGUUUGCGAGGGGAGUUGAUUUGGGGGCGGACGUGGCGUGAGGUGGGA
Laccaria bicolor S238N-H82 is the source of this 530-nucleotide messenger RNA. RefSeq lists its product as uncharacterized. The coding region runs from base 97 to 372 and encodes 91 amino acids. NCBI's taxonomy places the organism in Eukaryota, Fungi, Basidiomycota, Agaricomycetes, Agaricales, Hydnangiaceae. The transcript has a single exon. The record is from RefSeq and is a predicted model, not a curated record.